AUGCUGGACUGCGCGACAUCCCACAUCCAGGUCGGCAGGGUGCAGGACGGCCCCGACCGGAAUGCGCUUCGGACGCUGCUGGCGCAGGUGCAGCCCAGCGAGGUCCUCUACGACGCCGCGAGCCUUCCGGCCGACGUCCAGAUGAUUGUGAGGAGGCUUCCGUGUCAGCCGCAACUGAGCCAGGUCAAGGCAGAUUCGGCGCUGGCGGCGAGGGACAGGCUUUGCCGCUACCGCCACUCGCACCCGGACAAGCUCACGCCUGCGGUCGAGGAGGUGCUCAAGCAGGACAGCGCCGCGGUCGCGACGACGGGCGUCAUGAGGUAUCGAAUGGAGACGCUGCUGGCGCAACGCGUGCUGCCGUUCGCCACGUGGGAGGUGCUGGGCACGCUGGGGCUCAGCGGCGCCCCCGGCGAGGCCGAGGCCUCCCCCGCCGCCGGUGGGCGCCGCAUGGUCCUGGACGCCGCCGCGCUCGGCGCCCUCGAGGUGCUCGAGACGCUGGAGGGCACGUACGCCGGGAGCCUGCUGCACUUCCUGGACCGCACGGCCACGCCGGGCGGCUUCCGUACUCUGAGGCAAUGGGUGUGCGCCCCGCUGUUCGACCCCGCCGAGAUCCGCCUGAGGUCCUCCGCCGUGGAGUUCCUGAUCGCGAACCACGGCAUGGCCGACCAGCUGCGGAGCGGCCUCAAGAAGAUGGCCGGCAGCCAAGCGCAGAGGCACCACGACCUGGAGCGCGCCACCUCGCGCGUGUGGGGCUUCGCCGCGCAGUCCUCCCGCCACGCGGUGAUGUACGAGGACACGACCGCCAAGCGCCUCGGGGACUUCAUGGCCCUGCUCGAGGCGUACGAGCAGGGCAUCCGGACGCUCUCCUCGGCGCUGCCGGCGGGCGGCGCGCAGCUGCCCGAACGCCUGAGGCAGAUCGCGAGGACCCGCGCCGACGGCGGCAGCUUCCCGGAGCUUCAGGACGUCAUCACGCGCUUGAGGAACAGCGUGUGCGAGGGAGCCGACCCGAAGACCGGCAAGACGAAGUGUCGGCCUGCCCCGGGCGCAGACGCCGACUACGAUGCCGUGACGGCGAGGAUCAAAGAGAAGGAGGCGUUGUUACUGAAGGAGCUCCGCGGGAUUCAGGGGAAGCACCCGAAGGUGAGCUUCGAGUUCUACCACCGCCAAACCCACCGCUACGAGGUGGAGGUGGACGAGGGGGCGCUUCCUGAGUCGUUGCUCGCAGGCGUGGACGUGACCUUCCGAAACAAGAGCAAGGUGCGCUUCCAGACGGACCGAAUAAAGCAGUUUGUGCAGGAGAUGGAGCAUGCCGAGGACGCGAGGGAGGACUGCAUAUUCCCUUUCUUGUGCAAGCUCUUCCAGGAGUUCCAUGCCCAUCAAGCGCAAUUCCGCGCAGCCUUCCGCCUGUUGGCAGAGCUGGAUGCCAUACUGUCGCUGGCUAAGGCAUCGGUGGACUUGCCUGGCAGCAGCUGUCAGCCAGACAUUGUGGAGAUCGUUGACCCCAGUUCCACAGGCAUGCUCGAGCUGGUGGAGUGCAGGCACCCCGUUGUGGCAGCGAAGAUGGGGAGCUCCUUCGUGCCGAAUGACACCUUGCUGAACGCGAGGGGCGUUCCUGGCUGCCUGGUCGUGACGGGUCCCAACAUGGGCGGCAAGUCCACGGUGUUGAGGCAGACGUGCAUCGCAGUCAUCAUGGCGCAGAUCGGCUGCCGAGUGAAUGCGACACGAUGCCGGCUGAGCCCCGUGGACCGCAUUUUCACGAGGAUUGGCUCCUACGACGCGCUUCUGGAAGGCAAGAGCACGCUGCUGACGGAGCUGGAAGAGACCGCGGCCGUCCUGGCCCACGCAAGCCGGCGCUCCUUGGCCGUGCUCGACGAGCUGGGUCGAGGCACAUCGACUUUCGACGGUGCGGCCAUCGCCUCCGCGGUGCUGGAGGAACUGUCAGAGGGCGUGGCGUGCUGCGCGCUCUUCGCCACGCACUACCAUCCGGUCUCCCAGGCGGCGGUCCAGCGCAAGGGCAUCGCCCCCUUCCACAUGUCCGCGGAGGUGGGCGAGGGAUCGCACGAGAUGACGUUCCUCUACAAGUUCCUGCCGGGCCUGUGCCCCGCGUCCCACGGCCACCACGUCGCCCGGCGGGCAGGCCUGCCCGAGGGCGUGCUGCGGGACGCGCUGGCGAAGUCUGCGGAGUUCGAGCGCGGGCGGGGGGCCCAGGCGGAGAAGGUGACGUCCAGCGGCGCCCAGCAGACGCCGGGCGGCGCGCGAGAGCUUCUGGCAGAGGUCGUCGGGCUCGCCUCGGCGGGCGAUGCGGCGGCGCUGAGGCACCUGUUCAGGAGCCGGGUCCAGCAGGCGGCCGCCUGA
Molecule: messenger RNA, 2355 nt
Organism: Prorocentrum cordatum
Lineage: Eukaryota; Dinophyceae; Prorocentrales; Prorocentraceae
Source: the annotation of a GenBank genome assembly